AUGGUCUCCAAGGUAACCCCCCGAACGCUGAGUAUUCUACUCGGCACCGUUGCAGGCGCCAGCAUGGUAAUUGCUGUUGGGUCAAGAAAGUUCAGUACGAGCGCCCGGCUGGACUCGCCAGCAGCACCACGCAAGAUUUUCAGCGGCGGACUUGCGCUAUGCUCGCUUCCCUUGGAAGAAUCCGAUAUGGUAUCUCACGAUACAAAAAGACUACGAUUUAAACUGGCAGAGUCGAGUGCAGUCAGUGGUUUGCCUCUUACAUCUGCGCUUCUGACCUUUUCCUGGCCUGCCGGUCAUUGGUUCCCCGUUAUUCGCCCUUACACACCCAUCAGUCGCUCCGAUACACCAGGGAUUGUAGAACUUCUGAUCAAGCGAUAUCCCCAAGGCAAAGCGAGUACACACAUCCAUUCUCUCUCGCCCGGUCAAUCCCUUUUCUUCCUCGCCACGCUCAAAGGGCCUCAAUGGAAAGCAAACGCCGUCCCUCACGUCCUGCUCAUCGCAGGCGGUGCAGGAAUUACUCCCUGCUAUCAGCUGGCACAGGGAAUUCUGGAGAAUCGCAAUGAUCAAACCGCGGUCACGCUCGUGUAUGGUGCAAACAGUGACCGAGACGUGCUUUUAAAGGCGGAGAUGACAGCCUGGGAAGAAAGAUUCCCAGGAAGGUUCAAAGCUGUUCAUGCUGUGAGCCAUCCGGAAGAGGGCUCCAAGUACGAGAAGGGAUAUGUCACAGGCGAUUUACUAAAGAGGGCUUUGCCGAAUGGUAAGCAGCAUGAGACUAGGGUUUUUGUUUGCGGCCCGCCGGCCAUGGAGAAAAGUUUGGUCGGUGACCGCUCAUCUCGUGGCAUAUUACAAGAAGUUGGGUUCUCGAAAGAUCAGAUAAACACUUUUUAG
Messenger RNA from Beauveria bassiana ARSEF 2860, 888 nucleotides. Its product is annotated as NADH-cytochrome b5 reductase. The coding region runs from base 1 to 888 and encodes 295 amino acids. NCBI's taxonomy places the organism in Eukaryota, Fungi, Ascomycota, Sordariomycetes, Hypocreales, Cordycipitaceae. Gene Ontology annotation, molecular function: cytochrome-b5 reductase activity, acting on NAD(P)H. The record is from RefSeq and is a predicted model, not a curated record. Gene Ontology annotation, biological process: ergosterol biosynthetic process. The transcript is spliced from 3 exons.